AUGACAGUUGAAACUUACCAUUUGGCUUAUUCACCUGUUGUUGUCUUUGGCCCCUCCGGAGUUGGUAAAUCAACCUUGUUGAAGCGACUUUUGUCGUUACACGGAGACAAGCUAGGUUUCAGUGUGUCCCAUACAACUAGAAGCCCCCGUUCUGGCGAGCAAGAAGGUAUAGACUACCAUUAUGUUAGCAAGGAUGAGUUCCGAAAACUAGUUGCUGAAAAUAAGUUUGUUGAAUGGGCCGAGUUUUCCGGAAAUAUGUACGGUACCUCCAUAAUGGCCAUCAAAGACCUCGAAAAUGGAAACAAAAAAGCUAUUUUAGACAUUGAUUUGCAGGGUGUUUUGCAGGUUAAGAAGAGUGCCAUCAAGGCACGUUACGCAUUUUUGGCACCCCCCAGUAUUGAGCAAUUAGAGGCUCGCUUGCGCGGUCGUGGUACUGAAAGUGAAGAGUCUGUUUUAUUGCGUUUGGAACGUGCUUUGAAAGAGGUUGAAUACAGUAAACAGCCUGGUAAUUUUGAGACCCUUAUUGUUAAUGAUGACCUAGAAAAGGCAUACAAGGAACUUGAGGAAUUCUGCCUUUCUGAUUCUUAA
Schizosaccharomyces osmophilus is the source of this 588-nucleotide messenger RNA. RefSeq names its product guanylate kinase Guk1 (gene guk1). Gene Ontology annotation, molecular function: GMP kinase activity. Lineage: Eukaryota; Fungi; Ascomycota; Schizosaccharomycetes; Schizosaccharomycetales; Schizosaccharomycetaceae. The transcript has a single exon. The record is from RefSeq and is a predicted model, not a curated record. Gene Ontology annotation, biological process: purine nucleotide metabolic process. Gene Ontology annotation, cellular component: cytosol. The coding region runs from base 1 to 588 and encodes 195 amino acids.